Habropoda laboriosa is the source of this 1016-nucleotide messenger RNA. RefSeq names its product piggyBac transposable element-derived protein 4-like. The transcript has a single exon. The annotation marks the transcript as partial. The record is from RefSeq and is a predicted model, not a curated record. Lineage: Eukaryota; Metazoa; Arthropoda; Insecta; Hymenoptera; Apidae.
AUGGCAGAGCAAGUUCAAAAAGAUAGUGCAGAAAGUUUGGUGCCAUCAUAUUUUGACAACGGCAAUGCAUCAUCGAAUAGUGAUGACUCGCUCAUCCACCCUGUUGGACUUACUUCAUCAAGAAGACGAAGAAUAUUGUCAUCCGAAAGUGAAUUUGGAGAAAAUUCGGGUACAGCAAUAGAAGGUUGGGAUGAAGUGUUCCAGGAUACUGAUAAUCCACCAGAAGCCCACUACAAAUUUAAUGAAAUACCAGGUCCAAACCACACACUUCCUCAUGCUGCAGCGCCCAUUGCCUAUUUUUAUUUAUUUUUUACCAAUAUUCUGCUGGAGACAAUAGUAAAUGAAACGAACGCCUAUGCAGAUAAUUUUUUUUUACGGAGAAAUCUGCACCCGAAUUCCCGUGCACGAAAGUGGAAGAAUAUUACGAUAUCUGAACUCAAAGGAUUCAUCGCCUGCGUAAUAAAUAUGGGUCUACAAAAACGGCCAACCAUUUCGUCGUAUUGGUCUACUAAUAACUCGCAGUAUGAUCCGUGGUUCCACCGAAUGUUUUUAAAAAACCGCUACCAGUUGAUUCUGAAAUUUCUUCAUCUGGCCGAUACAAAGGAUCUUCCUCGACCCGGACAACCUGGAUACGACCCAUGUGCUAAAAUCCAGCCCCUCAUUGACCAUGCCAACACAGUAUUCAGACAGAUCUAUACUCCCCACGAGCAGAUGAGCAUUGACGAGAGCUUAGUGGGAACCAAAAACCACACACAACUGUUGCAGUACCUUCCUAAUAAACACCAUCAUCGGUGGGGAAUAAAACUGUGGAUGUUAUGCGACUCUGUUUCAAACUAUUGUUUGGCUUUUUACAUAUACCGAGGAGCACAAAGUGCUGCAGACAGAUUCGAAAUCCAAGAAAAUGGCUUGACGCAUACAGUUGUCAUGAAAUUAUUGACAAUGGGAAAUUAUUUCUCAAAAGGUUACCACAUUUUUGUCGACAACUUCUUCACAUCAGUACCUCUGGCGAAGGCUUU